Molecule: messenger RNA, 1329 nt
Organism: Penicillium macrosclerotiorum
Lineage: Eukaryota; Fungi; Ascomycota; Eurotiomycetes; Eurotiales; Aspergillaceae
Product: ATP-dependent RNA helicase SUB2
Exons: 5
Coding region: 1-1329 (442 amino acids)
Biological process (GO): mRNA export from nucleus; mRNA splicing, via spliceosome
Molecular function (GO): RNA binding; ATP binding; RNA helicase activity
Source: RefSeq, a predicted model, not a curated record
AUGUCUCACGAAGAAGAUCUCAUCGACUACUCCGACGAGGAGCUGCAGACCACCACAGCCCCCGCGGCCUCCGCUGCUCCUGCUGCGUCCAACGGUGAUGCAGACAAGGCGGGCGACCUCACCGUGUCUGGUGGCCGCCCUGACAAGAAGGGCAGCUAUGUCGGCAUCCACUCCACCGGUUUCCGCGAUUUCCUGCUGAAGGGUGAACUCCUGCGCGCCAUUACCGACUGCGGCUUCGAACAUCCAUCGGAGGUCCAGCAAGUCUGCAUUCCGACUGCGAUCCUCAACGUCGACGUUCUUUGCCAGGCCAAGUCUGGUCUUGGAAAAACCGCGGUCUUUGUCCUCACCACUCUGCACCAGCUCGAGCCCGUUCCUGGCGAGUGCUCCAUCCUUGUGAUGUGCCACACUCGUGAGCUCGCCUACCAGAUCAAGAACGAGUACGCCCGUUUCUCCAAGUACCUUCCCGAUGUUAAGACUGCCGUCUUCUACGGUGGUACUCCCAUCCAGAAGGAUGUCGAGGUCCUGUCCAGCAAGGAGACCUACCCCAACAUUGUUGUCGCCACUCCUGGUCGUCUGAAUGCCCUGGUCCGUGAUAAGAAGCUCUCUCUUCGUAAUGUCAAGGCUUUCGUUCUUGAUGAGUGUGACAAGAUGCUCGACCAGAUUGAUAUGCGCCGCGACGUUCAGGAGAUCUUCCGUGCCACCCCCGCCGACAAGCAGGUCAUGAUGUUCAGCGCCACUCUCUCCCAGGAAAUUCGCCCGAUCUGCAAGAAGUUCAUGCGCAACCCCCUCGAAGUCUACGUUGACGAUGACACCAAGCUCACUCUGCACGGUCUGCAGCAGUAUUACAUCAAGCUCAGCGAGCAGGAGAAAAACCGCAAGCUUAACGAGCUUCUGGACAACCUGGAGUUCAACCAGGUUAUCAUCUUUGUUAAGAGCACUCUUCGUGCUAAUGAGUUGGAUAAGCUUCUGCGCGAGUGCAACUUCCCCAGUAUUGCAGUCCACUCCGGUGUCAGCCAGGAGGAGCGUAUCAAACGCUACAAGGAGUUUAAGGAGUUCAACAAGCGUAUCUGCGUUGCCACCGAUGUUUUUGGCCGCGGUAUCGAUAUUGAACGUAUUAACCUGGCCAUCAACUACGAUCUGCCCGCCGACGCUGACUCCUACCUGCACCGUGUCGGCCGUGCCGGUCGUUUCGGUACCAAGGGUCUGUCCAUCUCCUUCGUGAGCAACGAGGAUGAUGAGAAGGUUCUGAAGGAUAUCGAGAAGCGCUUCGAGGUUGCUCUUCCUGAGUACCCCGAGGGCGGUGUUGACUCGUCUACCUACAUGGCUUAA